AAAAAGGCGGAGAGCUCAGACACACCAAGUCACAGUGCACGAGGACGCGGAACUCAUCAAACCCCAAACUGUGUGUAUAGGAGUGAGUGUGAGUGAGUGUGAGUGAGUGUGUGUGAGUGUGUGUGUGUGUGUGUGUCCUGGGUUCGGUUCUGGUUUUCACUCCUGGUCCCACACACACACUCCCUCAGUCAUGCAGGUGAGCAGAACUUCCUCCUCCAUCAGCGUGUUCGCGGACUGCAGCAUACCCGCAGGCGCGCGCCUCGGACCGGUACCAGGAAUCUUCCGCCUGGGGAAGUGUGUCUCAGACCGGAAGGAAGUCGGAGUUAAAAAGAAGGUGCGCCUGGUCCGAGGGGAGUUUGUAGAUGAAUGUGGUUCUGCAGUCUCAGAUUGGAUUUUAUUAAUCCGAGCAGCGCGGAACAGUCAAGAACAGAACCUGGAGGCGGUGUCGGAUUUACCUGGUGGACCGAUAUUUUACCGCGCGCUCAGAGAAAUCCCGGUCGGAGAGGAGUUGAGUGUUUGGUACUCCGAGGUUCUGGCUCAAUGGUUCCAAAUUCCCACUACUGCAACACCUACACACGACGAGAGAGGUGAAGAACGUUACAUUUGCUGGUAUUGUUGGAGAAUUUUCCGGUACCCAAACACCCUGAAAGCACACGUGCAUUUUAAUUGUGCCCUCAGCUACACACGAACCCCCAUCAGUCACGAGCAUGCACCACGAGGACCUCCAGACAACACCAACUUCAGCCGAUCACCCAAGUCGGGCGAUAUCCCCAGUGGAGCAAGUGCUUCACCCUUUAACAACAAGGUCGCAGCAGCAGGAGGGUUGCCGCGGCGAGCCAGCCAGGAAGAGCAGGACCGAGCACUCGACAUGAGCGUGACCUCAUCAUCCAGGCACCAUCACGGCCUGAUCAGUGCCAGCUCCUGUGUGACAUUUCAGCCUGGCACUCGCUCAGCUUUCAUCCCUGCGGGAUUCAGCAAAAUGUUUCCUCCGGCUGAUGAAGCCACAAAUGGAAACACAAAAGCAGACACGACACUCAGCUUUGGAAAGCUCUCUCAGGUCUUGAAGCCUAGCCGCUCUUCUACCGACUCUGCGCCUCGAGGGUUUUCAAUAUUAUCUCAUUUCGAGGAGACCUCGGCUUUCAAGCACGUCUCCCCUGGAACUCGUUAUCCUCACAUUCCACCCGGUUUUCCUUUCGAGCGCAUAUCGUUACCGCCAUCUUACAACGGAGACGGUAAUGGUGUUCCUCUUGUUCCAUUCACUGUUUAUAACGGAGAACUGCUUUACGGUUCACCCUAUUAUCCACUAAAGCUCCACCUUCUCCGCUAUCCUGACUCGGUUUCCUCUUACUUUGGUGCUCCGGCUCUUAGGGCGGAUGUGAACCCGACCUGCAGCCCAGUGGACAGGGAGAUGAAUGUACAUGUGGAGAAAUCUCAAGUCAGACUGGAACCCCUGCCCUCAGUGACACAUGCACAUGCAGCGGCGGCAGCAGGAGCAAACGCAGUCGCGGGCAAACCGAAGAAAGGUCACUUGUGUCUGUACUGUGGGAAGCUCUACUCCCGGAAGUACGGACUAAAGAUCCACAUGCGGACACACACAGGCUACAAGCCGCUCAAAUGCAAGGUGUGCUUCAGGCCGUUUGGUGACCCGAGUAACCUCAACAAGCAUGUCCGCCUGCACGCUGAGGGGAACACGCCGUACCGAUGCGACUACUGCGGGAAAGUGCUGGUGCGCCGGAGAGACCUCGAGCGCCACGUCAAGUCCAGACACCCGGGACACCAGAGCAUGAAAAAGAGGUUGGGCGAGGAAGAAGAGCAGGCUGAAGAUCACGAUCAUGGAGAGGAGCUAAAGAGCGACGAGGACAGUGACGUAGACGUCUGCUUCACAGAUGAACAGAGCGACCAGGAGUCCAACCAAAAAUAACCUCUGAUUCCACAACGAACUUUUACAUUUAUAGUGAAUUAUUAAUAUAUAGUACACAUUCAUUAAAUAACCACGAUACACAACGGACUAUUAAAUAAAGGUAUCAUUUUAAAGUAUUUAAAUCGAGUCCCAUGACAUUUCAGACCUGCGUACAAAAUGGUGUCCAGCUCACAGUCUCCUGCUGCAGUGUGAACAGUGCAACAAGCCCAUGCUGACUUCCCCUUCACACUUCCCCUGGGGUCAGGGCUUAUUUAUGUGACCUGAUGAAGCCACACCCCUUUGACCUCAUCAUUUAACUAGAAAAUGAUGGCUAUUUAAAUUAUUCAGUAAGAACAUUUCCUGCAGCUGGGCAUUAUGGGAUUGCAUAAAGCUGAAAUUUGAAUCCCGUAGCGAAAUCCAUGCACACGUGUUGGAAUUUAAGUAUACUUUUUGGAAAAGUGGGAAAAUGCAACAGUUUGUUGGAUUGAUCCGGAAUUUCCACCACAGCUUUUGGAUCAGAAUCAAAUUUUAGGCGUAAAUUUCCCUGAAUGUGGAGCUGCACUUUAUAGAAACAGUACAAUAUAACACUAAUGUGAACAAGUGUGCAGAUCUCAUUUUUCUACAUCACUUCCUCCUUCUCUACUUUUAUUACGUUUCAAACUUCCUGUAUUUUUAAUAAUAUAAUGUGAGUGUCAUUAAACUCCACCUCCACGUCCUGUUACACACUAUUGCACUUAUUUCCCUCCAGAUGUGUUUCCUGUAAAACUACAGGCUUCAGGUAUUACAGCUAACCCUUCUUCAUCAUAAACAUCAUCUUCAUCUUCAUCUUCAUCUUCAUCAUCAUCAUCAUCAUUAUUAUUAUUAUUAUUAUUAUUAUUAUUAUUAUUUGCGCUUGUUCUUAAUGUUUUUAUGUGAGAUGUAAUUAUGAUAUAAUUUGCUGUAUUGUGUUCAUAAUUGAUAUUGUAAAAGGAAAUAUUUUCCUCAAUCAAAUUCC
Molecule: messenger RNA, 2894 nt
Organism: Silurus meridionalis
Lineage: Eukaryota; Metazoa; Chordata; Actinopteri; Siluriformes; Siluridae
Gene: prdm13
Product: PR domain containing 13
Exons: 4
Coding region: 191-1921 (576 amino acids)
Cellular component (GO): nucleus
Molecular function (GO): protein binding
Source: RefSeq, a predicted model, not a curated record